AUGAUAGUAGUUGUUGUACUGCUUGCUUUUCUCACAAGUAUACAUUAUCUCAUCAGCAGAGUGGCGCAGUGGAAGCGUGCUGGGCCCAUAAUCCAGAGGUCUAAGGAUCGAAACCUUGCUCUGCUAUUCAUGGAUAUACAUUAUCUCAUCAGCAGAGUGGCGCAGUGGAAGCGUGCUGGGCCCAUAAYCCAGAGGUCYAAGGAUCGAAACCUUGCUCUGCUAUUCAUGGAGUUCAAUAUUUUUACAUUCCUUCCUUACUUAGUUCCUUCUAACCUAAUCGUGCUUGCUUUCCUCGCAAUUAAAUAUCAAGUCAUUAGCAGAGUGGCGCAGUGGAAGCGUGCUGGGMCCAUAACCCAGAGGUCCAAGGAUCGAAACCUUGCUCUGCUAUUCCUGGAGUUCAAUUUUUUUAUAUGA
Actinia tenebrosa (Australian red waratah sea anemone) is the source of this 414-nucleotide messenger RNA. RefSeq lists its product as uncharacterized. Lineage: Eukaryota; Metazoa; Cnidaria; Anthozoa; Actiniaria; Actiniidae. The record is from RefSeq and is a predicted model, not a curated record.